This is a messenger RNA of Strigops habroptila (Kakapo), 2379 nucleotides long. It is a transcript of the gene MCMBP, whose product is annotated as minichromosome maintenance complex binding protein. Gene Ontology annotation, biological process: DNA-templated DNA replication. The transcript has 16 exons. The record is from RefSeq and is a predicted model, not a curated record. Gene Ontology annotation, molecular function: chromatin binding. NCBI's taxonomy places the organism in Eukaryota, Metazoa, Chordata, Aves, Psittaciformes, Psittacidae. The coding region runs from base 219 to 2123 and encodes 634 amino acids.
GCUUUGCCCGCUUUCAAGAUGGCGGCGGCGGCGCCUUGCCCUGACGGCCUGUCCGCGUACGGGUGAGGAGGAGAAGGCGGUCCCGGGGCUGGCAGCGCCGCCAUUGCCGCAGGAAGAGGAGGAGGAGAAGGAGGGCGGAAGCGGGGAGCCCCCGUGCUAAGCUUGCGAGCGGGAGUUGGCGGCUGCAGGGUGCUGGCAGCCCCCUGCCUGCCCUCGCCAUGCCGUGCGUGGCUGACUGGCUCAACAAUCCCUUCAGCAUCGUGCAGGGCAUCUUCGCCCAAAAUGUUCCAAACUCUGAUUGGGAAAAGAAGGUAACCGAAUACUUCAAGGAGAAAUUAAAAGAAAACAAUGCCACGAACUGGGUUCCAUCACUGAAUGAUGUUCCUGUACAUUACCUAAAGCCCAACAGUUUAGUGAAAUUUCGCUGCAUGGUCCAAGAUAUGUUUGAUCCUGAGUUUUACAUGGGAGUGUAUGAAACAGUUGACCCAAACACAAAUGCACGCGUUUUGCAUUUUGGCAAAUAUAGAGAUGUGGCAGAAUGUGGGCCUCAGCAGGAAAUUGAUUUGAACUCCUCACAAACAGUCACCUCAGAAAGACAGACUUUCUACUGCGUUCCAGUGCCUGGUGAAUCAGCAUGGGUGAAAGAAGCAUAUAUUAGCGCAAGCCAAGCUCGAGUUAGUCCCUCAACAUCCUACACACCGAGUCGCCACAAGAGGAGCUAUGAGGAAGAUGAGGACAUGGAUCUACAUCCAUCUAAACAGAAAGAGCAACAUACGGGCAGUGGAGGUGAUAUCCAUGGAUGUGUGGAGCCAAAGAGAUUAGAAACAGAAGCUUCUGCAGGUCAUCAUCUCAUUUCUCCCAACUGCUCCCCUCCACUUGACUUAAAUUUUCCAUUGCCAGGAGAGAAGGGACCAGCAUGUCUUGUAAAGGUCUAUGAGAGCUGGGACAGCUUCAAAGUCAAUGAUGUUCUGGAGGUAUACGGCAUUUUGUCUGUGGAUCCAGUGCUGAGCAUAGUAAACAAUGAAGAGAGGGACAGCUCAACCCUCAAUCCUGUGGAGUCUAUGGACACAGCAGAGGAACAGAGAGUGCACAGUCCUCCGGCCUCAUUAGUCCCAAGAAUCCAUGUGAUUUUGGCACAGAAAUUACAGCACAUUAACCCAUUACUGCCUGCCUGCCUUAAUGAAGAGGAGAGUAAAACCUUUGUGUCUAAUUUCAUGUCGGAGCUGUCACCAGUGAGAGCAGAGUUGCUUGGGUUCCUCACCCAUGCCCUCUUGGGAGACAGUUUGGCUGCCGAAUACCUUAUACUGCAUCUCAUCUCUACAGUUUAUGCAAGACGAGAUGUGCUUCCUCUGGGAAAAUUCACAGUCAACUUGAGCGGAUGUCCAAGGAAUAACAUCUUCACGGAGCACAUAUACCGCAUCAUCCAGCAGCUUGUGCCAGCAUCCUAUCGCCUCCAAAUGACCAUUGAGAACAUGAACCACUCACGAUUCAUCCCACACAAAGACUAUGCAGCCAAUCGCUUAGUCAGUGGGGUGUUGCAGCUUGCCAGCAACACUUCCCUUGUCGUGGAUGAGACUCAGCUCGAGCAAGGACAGCUUGACACAAAAGGUGUCCAUAACGUGACAGCGCUGGGUAACCUGAUCACUUGGCAGAAGGUGGAUUAUGACUUCAGUUACCACCAGAUGGAAUUCCCGUGCAAUAUUAAUGUUCUUAUCACUUCCGAGGGCCGAUCGCUCCUACCGUCAGAUUGCCAAGUCCACUUACAACCACAGAUAAUCCCACCAAACAUGGAGGAGUACAUGAGCAGCCUCCUCACAGCAGUGCUCCCUUCUGUCCUCAACAAGUUUCGCAUUUACCUCAGCUUGUUGAGGCUGCUGGACUACAGCAUCUCUGAGGAAGUGACCAAGGCAGUAGAAGAAGACUUUGUCGAGAUGAGGAAGAACGACCCUGAGAGUGUGACAGCCGAUGACCUGCACAGAACACUGCUCGUAGCGAGGUUCCUGUCUCUCAGCGUGGGGCAAACGACGCUAUCCAGGGAGAGGUGGCUGAGAGCAAAACAACUGGAGGCCUUACGGAAAGCCAGGCUGCAGCAGCAGAAAUGUGUCAAUGGGAAUGAACUUUAACCCUCUGUGGAUGUCACUAGGAGAGUUUGUCUAAUCCUAGAUGGAAGCCCCCUACUAAGAUUGGAAUAUUGUUUAUACCAGUUUUUGUAGAUAAUUUAUACCAAAAGAAGUUAUGGCUAUUUACCCUCAGAGGCUGAGCACACUUAACCCCGGUCAGCCGGUUCACCAUAUUUUAUGACCUUUUUUUGGAGCCUGUUUUGUAAUUGAAAAUUGGUAACAAUGAGCAAAUUGUUUGAUAUUAAACUUUAAUACUGAA